This is a messenger RNA of Chanos chanos (milkfish), 528 nucleotides long. Its product is annotated as phospholipase A and acyltransferase 3-like. Gene Ontology annotation, biological process: N-acylphosphatidylethanolamine metabolic process. The transcript has 4 exons. Gene Ontology annotation, molecular function: glycerophospholipid phospholipase A1 activity; A2-type glycerophospholipase activity. Bases 1 to 528 code for a protein of 175 amino acids. The record is from RefSeq and is a predicted model, not a curated record. NCBI's taxonomy places the organism in Eukaryota, Metazoa, Chordata, Actinopteri, Gonorynchiformes, Chanidae. Gene Ontology annotation, cellular component: cytoplasm.
AUGGAUUACACUGAAAAGGUUAAUAACAUUGUGGCUACUGCCCAGUUUGGAGAUUUGAUUGAGUUUGCUUACCCUGAGAGAUGGCCCUACCUCAAAUGGUACUCACACUGGGGUGUAUAUGAUGGAGAUGGAUAUGUGAUUCAUUUUGCUGCUCCAGAUGAAGGAGAGGUGAUGAAAAGGUUCCGCAACCUCUUGAGCCUAAUGCAGCUCCCAUUCUUUGGAGACCUUCUUCUGGGGGAGACCAAAAUACGUAGGCAGCUCCUCUCAGAUGUGAAAGUGCCUCGAGGUGCUAAUGUCUCAAUCAGCAAUAAUCGUCAUGCUCGCAGACCAUCUGCAGAAGCUGAAAUGAGACAGCGGCGUGAUGCCUUACUGGACAAGGUGCUUAAGUACGAUCUUCUCACACUAAACUGUGAACACUUUGCCACCUUUGUACGUUAUGGUGAAUCUAUCUGUAAUCAGGUUCCAUUCAGAGCAAAAAAUACUGAACUUAAAGAAGCAACGGAAAAGUUCAAACACCUUUCAUCAUAG